Messenger RNA from Cuscuta campestris, 938 nucleotides. The record is from the annotation of a GenBank genome assembly. Lineage: Eukaryota; Viridiplantae; Streptophyta; Magnoliopsida; Solanales; Convolvulaceae.
CUAAGCGAAAGAAUAAGUGGAGGCUGGACUAGCACGUCUAGCCAGAGAAACCAUGGCUGAGAUGCUAAGGAUACGCCUUCCAGCCAGAACGCCGGCCAACGCCCAUCUCCGCCGCAAUUCUUCGUCGGCCCUGUCGGAGUUCGCCCGUCAUCAUCUCGGUAACUCGAUCCCGUUUUCCGAAGCCAUCCACAAUUGGAGCUGUCGACAGCACAAGAUGAACUGCAGAUUUAGGUUUUUUUGCCUCUUCAGUGGCAACAACAACAAAGAGGAACAAGCCAGGAAAGCAUUGGAAAAUGCUCUUGGUGGAAAGAGAGCUGAUUAUGAGAAAUGGGACAAAGAAAUUAAGAGAAGGGAGGAAGCAAAUGGAGGUGGCAAUUCCGGAGGAGGCGGUGGCUGGUUUAGAUGGUUUGGUGGUUCAGAUGGGGACCAUUUUUGGAGAGAAUCACAGCAAGCAAUCUUGACAAUUCUAGCUAUCAUUGCCGUGUAUCUGAUAGUUGCCAAAGGUGAAGUGAUGCUCGCCAUUGUUUUCAACCCAUUGUUGUUCACUUUGAGAGGAGCAAGGGACAGGGUCAGUUAUGUAAUUUCACACGCUAGAAACAAGGUAAGCCCUAAAACACCCCAGCUAGAUUCAGACACCAUGAAAUAUGAGGUGCCUUCCUCCCAUGUUUCUUCUGCUAAAGAGAGAGUAAUGAGAAAAUGGGGGCAGUGAGUGGAGCUCAACGUAGUAGAAGCAAUGAAAAAACUCCCAGAUUUUGUAGCAAAUGCUUUUGCAUAGCUUAGAACUGCGAUGUUCAAAUUGUUGCCCAGGAAAAUCUUGUGUACAAUGUGGUAUGAUCAAUGUUUAAAAUAUUCCGUUUCAUCAUAUGUCGUCUAAAUUUCUGUUUUCAGCGUGUUCGGCAUUGAUAGAGGGUAAAAUUAAAUAUAAUAUUGUACUUUAU